Messenger RNA from Planococcus citri (citrus mealybug), 1972 nucleotides. RefSeq names its product tubulin beta-1 chain-like. Gene Ontology annotation, biological process: microtubule cytoskeleton organization; mitotic cell cycle. The coding region runs from base 377 to 1792 and encodes 471 amino acids. The transcript has 7 exons. Gene Ontology annotation, molecular function: GTPase activity; structural constituent of cytoskeleton; GTP binding. Lineage: Eukaryota; Metazoa; Arthropoda; Insecta; Hemiptera; Pseudococcidae. The record is from RefSeq and is a predicted model, not a curated record. Gene Ontology annotation, cellular component: cytoplasm; microtubule.
GUCGUAUAAUCUUGCAUGUAGUCUCGAAUAUCUUUUUCUAAUUACUAUACAUAAAUAUGUACAUUCAGUUUAAAUCCAUAACUUAUUAUAGGUACGUUGAAAAAUUUAUUAAAACUUCAAAAGGUUUUUUCUCGUUUUAUUUAUUUAAAUUUCGAAAAUUUUGUUUUGAUAUUUUACUUAUAAAUGGCUGCUUAUUUUCCACAAAACUGAGACAUUAAAAAAAUUCUUGGCUGCUAAAUUUCAUGUACGUUUUAUCCUACCGCAAGCAAAUUUAGUCGCAGUCUUUAUUUAUUCGUAUUUGGGCAUUCAGCAUAUCAAGAUUCCACAUCCAAAAUUUUUCGUUGUUUAAAUUUCAGUUGUUUUUUGUAAAAUCAAAAUGAGGGAAAUCGUCCAUUUACAAAUCGGUCAGAGCGGAAAUCAAAUUGGAACGAAAUUUUGGGAACUACUGUCAGAUGAACAUGCCGUUGAUCCUACGGGUCACUACUACGGUGACUCGCCGUUACAAAUCGAAAGGAUAAAUGUUUAUUACAACCAAGGCUUAGGAUGUAAGUACGUUCCCAGGGCUGUUCUAGUUGAUUUGGAACCCGGUGUAUUGGACUCGAUCCGUGGACGUGAAAUUGGCCCACUAUUCAGACCAGAUAAUUUUAUUGCGGGGUUAACCGGAGCCGGUAACAAUUGGGCUAAAGGACAUUAUACAGAUGGCUCCGAAUUAGCAGAUGCCACUCUGGAAGUAGUUCGAAAAGAAGCCGAGGGCGCCGAAUGUUUGCAAGGAUUCCAGAUAGUUCAUUCCUUGGGAGGCGGUACCGGUUCAGGAAUGGGUACCUUAUUGAUUAAUAAAAUAAGAGAAGAAUUUCCUGACCGAAUUGUCAAUACGCAUUCUGUAAUACCGUCUCCUAAAGUAUCUGACGUAGUCGUAGAACCCUAUAAUACUACUUUAUCCAUCGAUCAACUGGUUGAGAGUACAGACGCCACUUUCUGUAUUGACAACGAAGCGUUAUUCGACAUUUGUACUCGUACUUUGAAAUUGGAAAAACCAGUUUAUAGCGAUUUGAAUCAUUUAAUCUCGUUAACGUUAUCCGGAGUCACCACCAGCUUUAGAUUUCCUGGUCAGCUUAACGCUGAUUUAAGGAAAUUGGCAGUUAAUAUGGUACCAUUCCCGAGAUUACAUUUCUUCGUACCCGGAUUCGCACCGCUCACCGCCAAAGAAGUACAAGAUUACCGUGCCAUGACGGUUAACGAAUUGACCAUGCAAGCUUUCGACAUGAAGAACAUGAUGGCCGCUUGUGAUCCACGUAGUGGAAAUUAUCUUUGCGUUGCUUUAGUCUUUAGAGGACGGAUGUCAACGAAAGAGGUUGAAGAACAACUAAGCGCCAUCCAACAAAGAAAUUCGAUGUAUUUCGCCGAUUGGAUUCCGAAUAACGUUAAAACGGCGGUUUGUGAUAUUCCGAAUAGAGGAAUCCCCAUGUCCGUUACUUUCAUUGGUAAUACGACCAGUGUCCAAGAAAUGUUCCGACGAAUCGCCGAUCAAUACAAUGCCAUGUUCCAAAGAAAGGCUUUCUUGCAUUGGUACACUGGUGAAGGCAUGGAGGAAGACGAAUUUUCGAAAGCGGAAGGUAAUCUGUUGGAUUUAAUCUCGGAAUUCCAACAAUACGAAGAAGCCAGCGGUGAUGACGAUGCGGAAUACGAAGAAGCGCCCAGACUCACGCCGAGAACUGCCGAAGGUAGUGAAGAAGGUGGCGAUCAAUCAUCUACCGAAUCACCCAGUGCAACAAUGGAUGCCCCGACUAAUUAAUUUUUAUACCAUUGCACAUCAGUACGCAUACGUCAUCAAAAUGCGUUAAUUUUUAAAAUUAUUGUGAACGAUUUUUGUAAAAGAAUGUUUGUUGAAAGAUAAUUAAAAUUAUUGUAAUUUUCGAAUUUUAAUCAUGUUGGACAUACGUUCAAUUUAAUGGUAAUAAAGCUUCCAUCUUAA